AUGGUGCAGAGGGGUUUCGAGGCGGACGCUGCCUUUGCCAACGAGAAGUUGAUCACCUUCAAAGUUGGUUACAAUGGCAAUGCCGUGUUCAUGGUUCCUGAAGGCCGCAUCCGUGCCUCGUCCGAGUUCGCCGACGCAGCUAUGAGAGGACCAUGA
Messenger RNA from Alternaria novae-zelandiae, 156 nucleotides. RefSeq lists its product as uncharacterized. The transcript is spliced from 2 exons. Lineage: Eukaryota; Fungi; Ascomycota; Dothideomycetes; Pleosporales; Pleosporaceae. Bases 1 to 156 code for a protein of 51 amino acids. The record is from RefSeq and is a predicted model, not a curated record.